Molecule: messenger RNA, 3231 nt
Organism: Leptonychotes weddellii (Weddell seal)
Lineage: Eukaryota; Metazoa; Chordata; Mammalia; Carnivora; Phocidae
Gene: CD226
Product: CD226 molecule
Biological process (GO): positive regulation of immunoglobulin mediated immune response; positive regulation of natural killer cell cytokine production; cytokine production
Cellular component (GO): external side of plasma membrane
Molecular function (GO): cell adhesion molecule binding
Source: RefSeq, a predicted model, not a curated record
CAAACGGUUUCCAGAGAUGGAUUAUCUUACUUUCUUCUUGGCUAUUCUUCACGUAUACAGAGCUCUAUGCGAAGAGAUGUUUUGGGACACAACUGUUAAACUUGCUGAGAAUAUGAGUCUAGAGUGUAUCUAUUCAUCACUGGACACCUUAACUCAGAUGGAAUGGCUCAAGAUCAAUACAACAAACAGAGAGCUCAUAGCCAUUUUCAGCCCUACCUAUGGUUUGAGUGUAAGACCACCCUAUACUGAUAGGGUUUAUUUUUUAAAUUCCACCAUGGCAUCUAAUGAUAUGACCCUGUCCUUUCAUAACGUCUCUGAGGCCGAUGUUGGCUUCUACUCCUGCUUUCUUUAUACUUUCCCACAUGGACAUUGGGAAAAGGUGAUCCAGGUGGUUGCAUCAGAUAAUUUUGAGAUCGCUGUGCCAUCAAAUAGCCACAUCGUCUCAGAACCUGGUAAAAAUGUCACGCUUACCUGUCAGCUACCACAGAAGUGGCCAAUACACCAGGUUAUGUGGGAAAAGAUCCAGCCCCAUCAGAUCGACCUCUUGACUAGCUGCAACUUGUCCCAAGGGAAAAGUUAUACUUCAAAGUACCAAAGACAGAUACUCAGUGACUGUAAUCAGGGCAUGAGAAGCACCUUCAUCAUCAUGCCCCACGUUAUGGCCUCUGACUCAGGACUUUACCGCUGCUGUUUCAAGGCCCAUGCAGGGGACAACGAAACCCCUGAAAUGUUCGCAAUGAGGUUGACUGUAACUGAUGGUAAAACUGAUAACCAGUAUAUUCUCUUUGUGGCUGGAGGGGCAGUUUUAUUGUUGCUGUUUGUUAUCCUAAUUACCAUCGUCGUUGUCAUUUCUUAUAACAGGAGAAGGAGACAGAAAAAACUAUUUAAACAACCCUGGGAUGCACAGAAUAAGGCAGCCAACAACUACAGAAAUCCCGACUCUACCAAUCAAUCAUCGGAUGGUGCAAGAGAGGAUAUUUAUGUCAACUACCCAGCCUUCUCUCACAGGCCAAAGACCAGAAUCUAAGUUUUUUCCUUGAUCUGAGCAAAUUUAUGAUGACUGUUAUGUAUGUGGAUCUUUAUAUAAUUUUUUCUCACUACUCAGUGCCUACCCUGGAUACCAGUUGGUUGAAUUUAUUUAAUUUGAUAGGAAAAAUACUUUAUAAUCUGGAGAGCAUUCUUAACAGAAAUGUUUCAGAAAACCUGACUCUAAUUAGUGUAUACAUAAAGGGAAACUUACUGAGUCAUGUAAUGGAAGAAUCCAGGGGAGAGAUCAAGCUUCAGGCAAGGGUUAUUUACCAAGGUUUAAAUGUCAUGUCUAGAAUUAAGUUUGGGCAUAAACCCGUUUCUGGGCCUCCUUUCGUGGAGUUGGAUCCACUUUAUUGGUGUUAGCCUAACUCUUAUUCAUGUGUUUCCCUUGUGUUUCCAACAACUCUUGGCAAUUCAUAAUCCUUGUUUCUGCCUGGUAGAGAGUUGACUUCUCUGAUAAAGCAAACAAAUUUGGUUAUUUGUCCAUCAUUAAACAGGCAUUAUGGCUGGAAAGGAUGAAAUGGCUUAAGUCAAUUAAGGGUUGACCUCUAGAACCAGGACUGAGGCCAAAGCACAUUACCAGGAAAUUCAGGGUAUCAUUAGAGGAGGGAAAUGGGGCCUGGAAGCUGCGCUGGUGACCAACAAAUGUGCACAGCAAUGCCAUUCCCAAACAUCUCUUAUUAACCAACUAAAAAGAGAAUAUGUGGAUGUAUCUGGGUUAGCUUUCUCUCUCCCCACUUUAAAAUCUGCUCUAUCAGCAUAGUCCAGCAGAGUAGUUGGCAGCAGAAUAAAUGAAUGGUCAAGAGGAAGACAAAUGUGACAGGGAAAUCUCUUCACUCUCUGUUAUCAAAUAAAGUAAUCCCUGAUUCCACAUGGAAUUCUUGCCACUCUCCCUGGCUUAGCUUUUUGAGCAAGUGUAGUAGAUGGUCCAAUAAUAACUUAAUGUUUUUGAUACUGAAUUUUUCUACUUCUGAGAAUUAUUUCAAAUAUGUAAAUCGUUUCAAAAGAGUCAGACAUCUAGGCAUUAUUAGUGUUUUUUUAAAAAAUAAUUAUGGGAAAUCUGAAUAUAAGAAAAAGAAUGGUAGUUGGAAGUGUGGUUUGGGUUGUGGUAGAAACAUGAGGGGGAGGAACACUGGGGUGCUAUAGGGAAGAAGGAACAGGGAAAAAAGAAUGGGAAGAUACAGAAAUAACCUUGUCUUGCUUCACAGUUUGGCCAAAGACAACCCUAGCGAUAUCAAUACAGAGCAAUUAGUGGCCAUCCUGUCAUUGUUCAAAUUCUAGUUGGGGUCAAAUGAAGAAAAGUAGUCCUGAAGCUAAAUAACGGUCAUGAUCACCUUGAAACCACAAUGGUCAUUACCAAAGAUAGCGAUCAUUCAUGUCUCAAAUAUUUAUUACUCAUCUCUAAAACAUUCACCACAAAAAUUGCAUGUAAGUAUCAAAGUUGUAGAUUUUUAUAAUCUUAAGUGAACCAAACCAAAUUCUCAUGUUAUCUAGGAAGAUUUGAAGCUGUAAUUUACAGUUUUAGGCGAGUCAGUGGCUAUUUUAUGACAAUAGCUUUAACUACUAUGCACGCCCAAUGUGUAGUGAUUCUGUGAAUCACAGAAAUUAUGAGUGCCCCUGCCUGCUUCAGAAAGGAAAAAGUAAAAAUGUCCACUUCUCGUGAGGUAUUUCCAAAUUCUCAAUGACUAAUAUGGGUGAGAAGGAAAGCAUUUCUACCAAUGCAAUAUGGGGAAAUGGAAAUUCCACUUGAACAGAGGAGAUGAUGUGUUUGGGGGCGGGGUGCACAAUACAACCAGAUGCCAUUGUCCUGGAGGUUUCACUCAUGGAAGAAUUCUGCAGCAGAGCCUGCAGACCAUUUAAAACCAGUCUCUUUCUCCAUGAAUGUUUUGCUUUUUCUUUAAUCUGUCACUCAGAAUAUUUAUGAGAACUAUAUCCUCUGUCCCUCUUCUUCGUGUAUUCUUCCUCUGCAGAGCUCAGGAUUUUUCAGGCAUUUGGAACCCUUCUAAGUCCUGCUGGAAUUUCUCUGUCCCCCCCAUCCCACCCACUGCCGCUGGUCCUGUUACACUCUCAGCUGUUCAUGCUGAUGAAAUUCUCACUAAUUUCCUUUCCCUGGACAUCUUUACUUAUUAACAAAGCACUUUCAUUAUUGUCUGUUUAAUAUCAUUCCUAAUUUGCUAGAGUUUCAUAACUCUACCAUAUAUA